AUGGCACCUUACGAAGCACUAUAUGGUCGUAGAUGUCGCACUCCGUUGUGUUGGACUCAGUUGGGUGAGCGGCGUGUUCUGGGUCCUAAGCUAGUAUCUAAUACCAAGAAUAAGGUCAGAUUAAUUCAAGAUAAACUGAAGGCAGCAUUAGACAGACAGAAGUCAUGUACGAAUUUGAAACGUAAGGAAAUUGAGUAUUCUGUGGGGAAUUUUGUCUUUCUAAAUGUCUCACCAUGGAAUAAGGUACUGAGAUUUGGGUGUAAAGAGCGGAUAUUGUGCCACGUUUCAAAGCUGAAACGCUAUCGCUCUGACCACGCACAUAUUGUGCCCAUUGAGAAAGUUGAAGUUAGACCGGAUCUGACUUUCGAAGAGGAGCUAGUUCAGAUUCUAAAUCGUGAGGAUAUAUGCUUUGGAGGAAGUGUACUGAAAGGCAAUAAGCCUAGUACUGGCAGCUCUGCUGGAAAUACUGCUUAG
This is a messenger RNA of Gossypium arboreum, 474 nucleotides long. RefSeq lists its product as uncharacterized. Lineage: Eukaryota; Viridiplantae; Streptophyta; Magnoliopsida; Malvales; Malvaceae. The record is from RefSeq and is a predicted model, not a curated record. Bases 1 to 474 code for a protein of 157 amino acids. The transcript has 3 exons.